This is a messenger RNA of Anthonomus grandis grandis, 1739 nucleotides long. Its product is annotated as rhamnogalacturonate lyase-like. Gene Ontology annotation, biological process: carbohydrate metabolic process. Lineage: Eukaryota; Metazoa; Arthropoda; Insecta; Coleoptera; Curculionidae. Gene Ontology annotation, molecular function: catalytic activity; carbohydrate binding. The transcript has 7 exons. Bases 27 to 1694 code for a protein of 555 amino acids. The record is from RefSeq and is a predicted model, not a curated record.
CCAUUGCGUGGGAAACCAUUUUCAAAAUGAAUUCGAAAAUAUAUUUAAUAAUAUUGGUUAGCUUAGGCUAUGCUUCUGAUGCGUUAGCAUCAGUAAAUUUAACGGUAAGCGGCUUGAAAGCUAAUAUAAAGAAUAGCUUGGUAGAGUUGGACUUUAAAGCUGACUCGACCAUUUCUGCAGUUAAAGUUGGAGGGAAAAAUAUAGCUUCGACUAGUGAAAAAAGUUUCUAUUUAGAUUGGAAUAACAAUGGACAGGGCAUAUUUAACCCCUCAAGCAUCCAUAUUGUGGAACAAACCACUUCCAGAGUUCACUUCUACUGGCUUCAAGAAAACAUUGAAAACGUUUUCAGGAUCGAACUGCAUUAUAUUAUGGUAGAUGGGGUUAGUGGUAUAUAUUCUUAUGCCAAGUAUACCAAUGAUAAGUCAAGUAAUUUGACUUUGGGUGAAACUAGAACAGUAUAUCGCUUUAACACGUCCAUAUUGACAAAAGGUUCCAACCAAGCUCGUACCGGAACCCUUUUCACUUAUGCAUUUUUAAACAAUCAAACAAAAAUCCAAGACGAGACCUGGCAAUUGUCUGAUGGUACUUACUAUACUAAAUAUGACUACGCCGGCUACCUAAGGGAAACCAAUUAUCAAGGUGUCUACGGUAAUGGCUUUGGCGCCUUCGUAAUCUCACCGAGCAGAGAAUACCACGGUGGUGGCCCACUAAAGCAGGACCUCUUGGUCCAUCAAAACUCCCUUAUUGCCAACUAUUUUAUUAGCAGUCAUUUUGGUACAGCCGGUCUUACAGCCCCAUCAGGCUGGAGCCACAUCUACGGACCGUGGCUGUUGUAUCUCAAUACAGGAUCAGACAGCGCCAUUUUAUCAGACGUGGUUACCAGGGUGGCCACUGAGAAUAAGAGUUGGCCCUACAGUUUCGUUAAUGAAAGCGAUUAUCCUUUAUCCAGAGGUUCGGUUUCUGGUACGGUGUCAGGGCAGAAGAGCGCCAUGGUGGUUUUAUGGGAUGAUACUACCAACACAUUUGAGCAACAGUCUUUGGGUCACUUGUAUAAUACGAAGACCAACUCUGAUGGGUCGUUCAGUAUUGCGAAUAUACGUCCGGGUAGUUAUUUAGUUGCUGCUUAUCCAUUGGCUGGACAGGGGAGUGAAAAUUUGGCUACGUCAAGCGUUACAGUGACAGCAGGUAGUACGGCAAAUGUAAGCACUCUCUCCCUACCCGAACCCUCUAAUAUUAUCUGGUCGAUCGGAGAAACCGACAGAAGAUCUGACCAAUAUAAAUACAGUAAUGAAUCUCGUAAUUACCUUUACGAAACCUUACCUCCGGUCAACCUUACUUUUACAAUUGGGUCAAGCAGCAUCUCUGAAAACUGGUACUAUGCCCAAACGAAACCUGGCUUCUGGACCGUGGUAUACGAAGACACCCAAGACGGUAAUGAAAGAACCUUAAGGGUAGCUUUAGCAGCUACCAGCACAAAACCCCACCUGAUCGUUACUUUAAACAACCAUAAAAUUGGAGAUGUUACCUUUGGAAAUGACCAGUCUAUUUAUAGGAGUGCUAUGCAAAGUGGUACUUUUAGUUCUUUAGUUCUAAAUGCUACUAAUGCACAGGUGGUUAAUGGCACCAACACUUUGACUUUUCAAAUCAGUAAAGGAAUGCUUAUGUACGACGCUAUUAGCUUACAAAGAGGCUAAAUGUAUUAUAUAUAUAUAAAAUAAAUGACUUAUUAAAUAAGUAAA